Messenger RNA from Xyrichtys novacula (pearly razorfish), 4090 nucleotides. Lineage: Eukaryota; Metazoa; Chordata; Actinopteri; Labriformes; Labridae. The record is from the annotation of a GenBank genome assembly.
CUCUGAGUCACUGGGCGCUCAUGUUUGGAUUCCCUUUACUGAGAAAUAGAUGAAGAGCCGGAUAAAGGAAACACCGCGACAAUUUCAAGGUAUAUUUUCGGGUCCUUUCCCACAUCUGAUGGAAAUUGUGAUAGGUGAUGUUGUUAGCGGUUAAUUCGUUUCAGAUUGCUUUUAUGUGGUUGCAUCAAAGUUGUGUUUCUAUAGAAAGAAGAGGAUAAAACAUGACCAAUACCUGUCAAUAUUUCAGGAUUCUUACAUUUAUCAUACUCUGCUGGCUGAAAAGUUUAAUUAUUCUAUUGAAUUACUCUUUAUUAGGGGAAAAACACAGUUGAAACUGUUGAUCCAAAUUUUAUAGGAGAUGCUUUACUUUUUAAAGGAGUGACUUUAUCAAAUUCUGCUUUUUAAAUUUUUUUUCAAAAGUUCUUCAGAAGGAGAUCCUGCGAUCAUUCCCAACACAAACUGUUGUUGCUGUUAUAAGACACACAAAUCCUCUUGAUCAUAUUUCAUGAUAGAUAACCGACACACAGAUGCUGCAGGUCACUCAUAACCUCCAUUCAUAUUGAUUUAUGACGUUUCUUCAUCUGUAUGACUUAAAGUCUCCAUAAACAGCUGUUCCUGGGUCAGCACUCAAAAACUUCUCAAAUCCUCUCACAAAUUUUCAGCAACAGACUAAAUGUCUAAAGUCUCCAGACCUUUAGUUAAAUGUUAACAUAUGACUCAAGAAGCGGGGGAAAACAUCCUCUCACACGACUGAGACUCAGAGGAAUGCAACCCUAAUCACUCCUCAUUUUCUUCCACAGCAACACCACUUUAAGCUCAAAUAACUAAACCACAACCUCCGAUGUAUUUCUGCUUUACAUUGACCGUGCUGUUUAAGUGUAUUAGCGUGUGCAGGGAACUCCAGAAACUCCUCGUCCACACUGUGUAAAACAGCUGCAUGUGUGCCAAAUUAAGUGCAUGUGUUGUGAUUGUUCUUGUCUAACAAGCUCACAGUGACUGACAUGUACUGUAAACACAGGGGUACAUGUUUGUUUGACAUUAGAGUGAUCCCUUUGCUAUUUGUUCCUUUAGUGUACUAACAGUAAUAAAUAGUUUUAUGCGAUUUAGUGGAUUUCAAAUGCUCAUAGUUGUAGUUUAGGUUCAAAGGCAUAAACUCACAUAUAGUGAAGUGUAUGUGAGUGGGAAUAGAUUUCUAGUUUCUGUAUGUUCUCCACCAGGCUUUGCUUUGCCUUCUUGGAGUUGUUAUUUAUGAGUUUUGAGGAAUUAAAUUUGUCAGUGAUAGAGGUAUCAUACGUUGAUUUUAGACUUUUAAACUAUGUAGAUGAUCGCCUCCUUUAACUGAGGGUGAUACUUAUAAAAAAAAGUAUUUAUCUUUGUUCCAGCUAUUAAUGGUUUUCUCCAUCAUCCUCCUCUUUCAUGUCUUUCUGCAGCAUCUGGACCCUCCAGACCAAGAAAAUCAGAGCUCAAGAGCAUCUCCCUCUGGCCAAAGAGAAGAAAUCUAUGGAUUCUGUCGGAUUAAUCUGUUUCAACAUCAUGUGAUUGUUUUGUUCACUCAAAAAAAGCUCCACAUCUUUUUUUUUCUUUUGACAUCUUGGACUGAUUUUUCACCGCUCAUCCUGCCAGAAUAAUGUCAGCAAAGAGGACUUUAUAGAGGAAAGAGGAAAGAGGAAAAGCAUCAUAAAGCAUGGAGGCUUCAACUUCUGCUCAUGCGUGGACUCCCUCCUCCUCACCCAUACCCCCCAUUUCCCCUUCUCCCUCCUCUCACGGCUAUUUGCAGUUCUUCUGGGAGUACCAGGACAUUUCUGUGAUCAGGGAGCACUACAACUACACAGGGAAGCUGCAGAAAGACCGCUACCGUGAGGGUCUCAAACCCGAGGGCAUCGCCUUCCUGGUGGUGUGUCUCCUCAUCGUCCUGGAGAAUGCAGUGGUCCUCAUCGCCAUUUGGAGGAACAAAAAGUUCCACCUGCCCAUGUAUUACCUGCUGGGGAACCUGACUCUGUCGGACCUGCUGGCUGGGAUCACAUACAUGGCGAACAUUAUCAUGUCAGGGCCUAAUACCCUGAAACUAACGCCACUGUUGUGGUUCGUCAGGGAGGGAGGUGUCUUCAUCACUCUGGCCGCCUCUGUAAUAAGCCUGCUGGCCAUUGCGAUUGAACGUCAUGUUACUAUGGUGACCAUGCGGCCAUAUCAUGGGGCAAAGCGAGGGAGGAUGUUGGCACUGAUUGGUGCAAGCUGGGCACUUGCAGGAUUUCUGGGUGUUUUACCAAUUUUGGGAUGGAACUGCAUCUACAAACUGGACCAGUGCUCCACGGUCCUCCCGCUUUACUCCAAGAGCUACAUCCUCUUCUGCGUUUCCGUCUUCAUCGCAAUCCUCCUCGCCAUCGUGGUCCUUUACGUCAGAGUGUUUCGCAUCGUCCGCACUAACACGCAACGUCAGAGGUUGGGCCUGUCUGGCAGUUUGAGAAAAGGCCUGGCGAGGAAGUCCCAGAAGUACAUCGCCCUCCUCAAAACUGUCACCAUCGUGCUGGGCGUCUUCAUCGCCUGUUGGCUGCCGCUCUUUUUCCUCCUCCUCUUAGAUUUCUUUUGCCCCACUCGUGGUUGUUACCUUCUCUACAAGGCUGAUUACUUCCUGGGAGUGGCCAUGGUUAACUCGCUCCUCAACCCUAUCAUCUACACUCUGACCAGUAAAGACAUGAGAAGAGCCAUCCUCAGGCUGCUGUGUCGACCAUGUUUGAUGACCAGAGAUGGUCAGGUGAAAAAGAUCGGGAUGCCGUUUCUAGAGUGUAGCUUCAGUAAAACCGAGGUGGCGUCCCAGAAGUUGGAGGGGGGGCCGGAGACAACCAUUUCCUCAGGGAACAAUGUCACCACACCUUCUCCUAUAAAAGCCCUUUACCCCAAACUCUUCAAAUCUGUCAAAGACUUUGACUGAGAAAAUAAGGUUUCCUGUGCACCAAAAAGAAGACGUGUAACAGCAUGCCAUCGGAUGUUCUCAAAUGUGAAGCCAAGUAAGAAACUAAGUGAAAUAUCUUGGAGGUCUCAGCUGACAAGAAUGACAGACCUGAACUGUGUUAUGGCCACUAAACAAAAGGAUGCUACUCAAAUAUGAACGAGAACACAGACAUUUCUACAGAGAUGGCUCUUUUUUGUUAAAUUUGCACUGAAUUAUCACAAUGAAAGGACCUUCCUUUCUCUGUAGUUUCUUUUAAGAGACUUCUGUAAACUCAAAGACUUGUGUGGCUGAAAACUGACACUUUCUCCCACUUGUAAAGGUAUAAAAAAUUGGGUUGCCUCUGCCCUUUUUUCUGUGGUUUUAUACUGAAGUAUCUAAAACAAACACGUGUGCAUAUUCUGUUUGUCUGCACACACUUGGGUUUCGCUGGUUCGAAGGUCUCUGGUGUGCUUGAUUUGUCAGACAAAAAGGUGUAAAGCGCUUCUGCACAUACCUCAAAGUGUGAAUGCAGAAAGACAGACACAAAGAGAAGACAAUUGUCUUAUACACAAGGUUCAGACAAGAGCGGUGUGGUAUAGAUGUGGGAGGGAGAGCAAAAACCAAACUCCCCCGAGGUUUUGAAAUGACAAAUGGUUAGCUUAGAGAAGCGGAGUGGAAAGUUUUAAAUGUCAGGAUCAGAUUUUUUUUUACAUCAGUCAGGCAUUUGCUGGAAAAAUGCAAGCAUCAAAACAACCAAAUGUAAUAUAACGGACGGAUGUGUUGUUAUUAAAUAUUUCCAGAAGCCACAGCUGACUCAAGUUCUGCAACAACUGAAUAAGCCUGAUACAUGCUGACUUCAAAGUUUAACAUUUCAUCACCACAAGCUGUACAUUUAGUUACUUUAUCAUUUUCCAGCAGCAUGAAGACUUUUAAGGACGUGAAUGUUCCUGCACUUGUAAGCUACAUCAUGCAGAAACAGUGCACUUAUUCCUCUGCUUUCCUUCACUUUCAGUCAUGCUAACAGAAUAUUUCAAACGUUUUAGUGCUGUUUUUUGGACCUCAGCUGAUGAAUAAAGCAGUGUGUACUUUUGUGUAGCUUUUUUUUUGUAUUUCUGAAGACUUUUCAUACCAUUUUUAUUAUAAAUUAUGACUUUUUUGUAC